This is a messenger RNA of Megalops cyprinoides (Indo-Pacific tarpon), 3375 nucleotides long. RefSeq names its product protein phosphatase 4, regulatory subunit 1 (gene ppp4r1). Gene Ontology annotation, biological process: protein dephosphorylation. Gene Ontology annotation, molecular function: protein phosphatase regulator activity; protein binding. The transcript has 20 exons. NCBI's taxonomy places the organism in Eukaryota, Metazoa, Chordata, Actinopteri, Elopiformes, Megalopidae. The record is from RefSeq and is a predicted model, not a curated record. Bases 75 to 3080 code for a protein of 1001 amino acids.
AGCUGCUCUCCUCUUUCCCCCUCCAGUUGUUGCCUCAGCUACAGAGACCACUUUAAAUGUAGGACCAGGACAAGAUGGCGGAUUUAUCUUUGCUUCAGGAAGACUCACAGGAGGAGAUAGACGGAUUUGGUGUGGAUGACUACAACUCAGAGUCUGACGUCAUUAUUAUACCUUCAGCCUUGGACUUUGUAUCGCAAGAUGAGAUGCUGACGCCUCUGGGAAGACUGGAUAAAUACGUCGCGAGUGAAAAUAUUUUUAACAGGCAAAUGGUGGCUCGAAGCUUGCUGGACACUUUAAAGGCCGUGAGUGAGGAUGAGAGGGACUGUAUCGCUGUCCUAGAGAGAGUUGGCAGGCUGGCCGACGACUCGGAGCCUACUGUUCGAGCGGAGUUAAUGGAACAAGUCCCUCAUAUCGCCAUUUUCUGUCAAGAGAACAGACCUUCCAUUCCUUUUGCAUUCUCCAAGUAUUUACUACCAAUAGUCGUGAGAUACCUCGCUGACCAGAACAACCAGGUCCGGAAGACCAGCCAGGCAGCCCUCCUGGUGCUGUUGGAGCAGGAGCUCAUCGACAGGGGGGACAUCGAGACGCAGGUCUGUCCCGUCCUGGUCGACCUGACAGCCCCCGACAGCAACGACGAUGUCAAGACGGAGGCCAUGGCGAUAAUCUGUAAAAUGGCUCCGAUGGUGGGGAAGGACAUCACGGAGCGCCUGUUCCUGCCGCGGUUCUGCGAGAUGUGCUGCGACUGCAGGAUGUUCCACGUGCGCAAGGUUUGUGCAGCCAAUUUCGGGGACAUCUGCAGCGUGGUCGGAGGGGAGGCGACGGAGGAGCUGCUGCUGCCCCGCUUUUUCCAGCUCUGCUCGGACAAUGUGUGGGGGGUGCGGAAGGCCUGCGCCGAGUGCUUCAUGACCGUUUCCGCAGCCACCUCUCAGGAAGUGCGCAGGACCAAGCUCUCCUCCCUCUUCAUCAGCCUCAUCAGCGACCCUUCCCGAUGGGUGCGGCAAGCUGCCUUCCAGUCCCUGGGCCAGUUCAUCUCUACGUUCGCCAGUCCGUCUACUGUGGGCCAGUACUUCAGGGAGGAGGAGGAGGGGGACUGCAGCUGUACCCACCCACAGAACAGCAACGAGUCGCCGCCGAAUGCAGACGCAGCAGUGAGGGAGCCGUCGCCCGGCCUCGCUGCGGAGGGAGACUCAGACGGGAGGGCGGGGAGCCCCCCUCAUACCGUGGAGGAAGGGGAGGCCGGCGCCCCGCACCCGAACGACGUCGCCCGGGAAUCUCCCCUGCACUGCGACGCCGAGCCGCUGCAGUUCCGCCGCACCGAGGAAGGCAGCGUGGAUGUGGCGGUGGAGGGGGGCGGCGAGCAGGCCGCCGACGACCUCGCCCCGGAGGCGCCCUGCGACGCGGAGGCGGAGGACACGCCCCCGCCGGGCCCGGCAGAGCCGGACCCGGACCCCGCCCCCGCCCCCCCACUGCGGGACCCCGAGGACGGAGCGCGGGACCGGGACGCCCCGCGGGGAGCUGACCCAGCCACCACAGAGAAGCACACGGGCCCGGCGGAGGAGGAGAAGCCGGUCGCCCCUUCGCCCUCGCCGUCAGAGCCGGUCUCCCCGGGAGACGCCAUCCCCGAGCAGGAACUGUACAAUUCCUUCCAUUACUGGAGGACUCCCAUCCCCAGCAUUGACCUGGACCUGGAGCUGCAGGAGAGGGCUGGCUGCGGUGACCCCGGCAGCGGCUCCGGCCAGGCCACCGCCCCCACCCUGGGCAGGAAGGAGCUGGAGGAGAUGAUCGAGAACCUCGAGCCGCACAUCGACGACCCUGAUGUGAAAGCACAAGUGGACGUGCUGACCGCGGCCCUCAGAGCGACGGUGCUGGACUCCCACCUGGAGGACGGCUCCCAGGAGCCCCAGGACGCAGAGGGGCCCCGGGACAACCCCUUCUCCGUCAACAACGUGCCUUUGAUCGUGGACUCCGCGGACAUCGAGUGCGGGGAGUCGGCCCUGCAGAUGAGCCUUGGCGAGGACUCUGAGCUGAGCUACGGCAGCCUGAGUCCUGAGGAGGAGAGGAAGUCCAAGCAGCAGGACGUGGUCCCGCAGGCUCUGCUGGACCAGUACCUGUCCAUGACCGACCCGUCGCGAGCGCAGACGGUGGACAUGGAGAUCGCCAAGCACUGCGCCUACAGCCUCCCGGGCGUGGCCCUCACCUUGGGCCGGCAGAACUGGCACUGCCUCCGGGACACCUACGAGACGCUGGCCUCGGACAUGCAGUGGAAGGUCCGCAGGACGCUGGCCUUCUCCAUCCACGAGCUCGCCCUCAUCCUGGGGGACCAGCUGACCGCCGCCGACCUGGUGCCCAUCUUCAACAGCUUCCUCAAGGACCUGGACGAGGUGCGGAUAGGGGUCCUCAAACACCUCUACGACUUCCUGAAGCUUUUGCACCAGGAGACCCGUCGCAAAUAUCUUUACCAGCUGCAGGAGUUCCUGGUCACAGACAACAGCCGCAACUGGCGCUUCAGAUCAGAGCUGGCUGAACAGCUGGUCCUGCUGCUGGAACUCUACAGCGGUCAGGACGUCUACGACUACCUGCGGCCUCUCGCCUUUAGUUUGUGCACAGACAGAGUGUCCUCUGUUCGGUGGAUCUCCUACAAGCUGGUAAGCGAGAUCAUCCGGAAGCUCUCCUCAAACCCGGCGCUGGUGGCGGAUUUCAUGGCUGAGCUGGUCGACAAGUUCUGUCACUCUCCAAAGUGGUCUGGGCGCCAGGCCUUCGCCUUCGUUUGCCAGCUGGUGAUCGAGGACGACUGCGUGUCGCUGGAGCAGUUCUGCGAGCACCUGCUGGCCCCGCUGCUGCAGCUGGCGUCCGACCCCGUGCCCAACGUCCGGGUCCUGCUGGCCAAGACCAUCCGCCAGAGCCUGCUGGAGAGAGAAUACUUCCUGCAUUCUGCGAACUCGCACCAGGAGGCGCUGGAGCAGACGCUGGUGGCCCUGCAGAUGGACCUGGACAAGGACGUGAAGUACUUCGCCAGCGUGCACCCGGGCAGCACGCGCAUCAGCGAGGACGCCAUGAGCACGGCCUCAUCCACGUACUGAAGCACAGGAGCGCCGCACCGCGCGGCCACCGGCACUACACGCGCGCGCGCGUCUGCGGGACGGAGGGGGGUGGCGCUUCUCCUCCCAGACUCACUACUACAAAGAUAUCUUUCGUGCUUUGAUUUGCCACAGAAGCCUUAAAAGUGUCUUCCUUAACCAGAAAAAAAGAAAUACUUGAAUGUCCAGAGCCGAUUCAGUCAAAGCAAAGGGAGAAAAUCGAGUCUCAGAUUGGUCCUCCCUCUUCUCUCUCUCUCUCUCUCUCUCUCUCUCUCUCUCUCUCUCUCUCUCUCUCUCU